AUGGCACUGAAUACAGUGGAGUCACAGAAAGGAGUGCCAACUCUACAAGAUCCAGAAAGAGUUCUGCUGCGUUAUGGCAAUGUUCAGUUGACAUUGCAAGACAUGAAGACAAUGCCUGAAGCCUUUAAAGGCAAGAAGAAAGGAAAGGUUUUCCUCACACAGAAGAGGGUGAUAUUCAUACCAAAGGAUCAGUCCAAGCCAAUGAAGUCUUUCUCAAUGCCUUUUCAUUACAUUGAAGACUGCUCUGUCGAUCAGGGCUUCUUGGUAUCCAAUUGCAUCAAGGGUAAAAUUCAUGCUCAGCCUGGAGGUGGCUGGGAAGGAACAGCAACUUUCAAACUGUCAUUCAAUUCCGGAGGAGCAAUCGACUUUGGAAAGGCAAUGCUAGAUGUUGCCUCUAACGCAUUCAGAGGGCAAUCACCUUACAGACCUGUGGUGUAUGUCUAUGAAACAAUUAGCAUUAUACCAGCAAGAAACAGCACUUUUUAUUCGUCGGCCACUCCAGUUAUAGAACAGAGUCAACAACAAUAUACUUAUGUUCCUGGACCAGUACCACCAAGAGGUGGUUACUAUGUGCCAGUUCCUCCUAUGUAUGCACCUUAUGGACCUCCACCUCCAGCAUACUUUGGUACACACCCGCCUCCGAAUUUUGCUCCUGCCGGAACAUCAGCUGAUUUCAGCCCCCCAAUAACUUCAAUACCUAAUUAUUAUUCACCUCCUCUGAGUAUGGAUUCAGAACAGCCUGGUCAGAGCACUGCUGCGACUGAUAACACAGGGAAAGGGGCUGCCAAAUCAUAG
This is a messenger RNA of Stegostoma tigrinum, 795 nucleotides long. RefSeq names its product WW domain-binding protein 2-like. Gene Ontology annotation, molecular function: chromatin DNA binding; transcription coactivator activity. Gene Ontology annotation, biological process: positive regulation of DNA-templated transcription. NCBI's taxonomy places the organism in Eukaryota, Metazoa, Chordata, Chondrichthyes, Orectolobiformes, Stegostomatidae. The coding region runs from base 1 to 795 and encodes 264 amino acids. The transcript has 8 exons. The record is from RefSeq and is a predicted model, not a curated record. Gene Ontology annotation, cellular component: nucleus.